AUGUUUUCCUUUCCCCCUCAAAUUUUCGUCUUCCAUGUUUUAUUUUCCCCCAAAUUUUCCACUUUUCCAUUCGCGUUACAUUCGCUGCUCCGUUCAAAAUAUUCAACCUCUCCAGCGAUUCGCUGCUCCGUUCGCGUCCAUUGCUCAGUUCUUCUGUCAAAUUUUCCACUUGCCAGUUUUUCGUUACUCCGCGCCUGCUGCUCCGUCCGUCUGGAGAAUCAAUCGACAAUUGGCGCUAAAGACUCGACCUCCUCACCCGACUACCGCUCGACGCCGGCUUCCCGAGUCCACUGGACCAAAAUUCCUCACCAAUCGCUCUUUUUCCUCCUCCAUGGCCGAAACCCUUUCAACCCAUUCCCAGGCUCGAGCCCAAUCCCAGCCCGAAUAGGGUGCAAGAAGAUGUUCACAGGGUUUGAGGAAGGGCUUAGGGACAUGAAGCCUAGAGGAAAACGGAGAUUAAUUAUUCCUCCAGAGCUUGGAUCCCCCGGUGAGUAUUUUUCCUCGUAG
Striga hermonthica is the source of this 507-nucleotide messenger RNA. The record is from the annotation of a GenBank genome assembly. NCBI's taxonomy places the organism in Eukaryota, Viridiplantae, Streptophyta, Magnoliopsida, Lamiales, Orobanchaceae.